UUCAAGGCGCGGCUCAAGCGAACAGGUGCCUUCAGUUCAACUCUUCCCAAAUUGAAAAGGAGAAUUAGUUUAUACAAAUUGCAUUUUAUUUCCACAGUGCAUACCCAGAGGAGUCAAAGAAAUCAAUAGACCUAAAGGACUUUUUAACCUCAAGAACUAAUUUGCUAGUGGGAACAAAAGCAAUAUUUUGGACUGUUUUUGUAUCUUUCCGACCAUUUAUUUUCAGAUUUGUUUUUAUCUGAAGUAACUUAACAAACAUGGCAAAUAAAGGACUUCAGCUGUUGGGAUUUGCCCUGUCGCUAAUCGGACUCAUAGGCUUAAUUAUUGGUACUAUUUUGCCACAAUGGAAGAUGUCUGCCUACGUUGGAGAUAAUAUCAUCACAGCCAUCGCCAUGUAUGAGGGUCUCUGGAUGUCUUGUGCGUUUCAAAGCACGGGUCAGAUACAAUGCAAAGUCUACGACUCCAUCCUGCAACUCAACAGUGCUCUCCAGGCCACUCGAGCCCUGAUGAUUGUGGGCAUCCUCGUCACAGUAGCCGGGCUUGGUGUGGCCACCAUGGGCAUGAAGUGCACAAACUGUGGCGGUGAGGACAAGACCAAGAAGUCUCGCAUCGCCAUGACGGGCGGAAUCAUCCUGUUGAUUGGAGCUCUCUGCGCCAUCGUUGCUUGCUCCUGGUUUGCACACAGAAUCAUCCAGGACUUCUACAACCCAUUCACUCCUGUCAACACCAAGUACGAGUUUGGCUCUGCCAUCUUCAUCGCCUGGGCCGGUGCCUUUCUUGACGUCCUGGGAGGAGCCAUGCUGGCCGCUUCCUGCCCCCGGGGCAAGCCCUCACCCAAGUACCCCAUCUCCAGACCGCCCAGCAGCACCAAGGAAUACGUGUAAAUGAACAUGUACGUGUAAACACUUAAAUGUUUAGUAUUUUUCAGUUGGUCCAUGGGUGGCGAUGACUUCAAACGCAGUACAAUCUCUCCCCAGUUACUUUUUAUUCAAGUUGCAUGCUAGAAGAAGCCCAACUGAAACCUGAUCCAGCAUUUAGGUUCAGGUCACUUUACUGUCCCUUACCAACAGGAGACAAUGUUCAUGUAGAUAAGCUCAGGGAAGGUUCCUGUGUUUUGUCCUAGAAGUUCUUGCAUUACCCUGUUCUAUGUCUUGUAAGUCUGUGUAAAUAGUAGUGACAUGUCUUUCCUUCAUUUGUAUUGGUAUGUUUGUGCCAGAUGUGCCAGGUGUUGGCAUGCAGCUAAACAGGGGCAGAUCAGGUUUUAUCAACAGAGGAAAUUGGGGGGAAAAAGCACAUUCCAUUGGUUUUCUUUUUUAGAAUCUGAAAUGGCAAACUUAAAAUGUACAGCGCCCUCUCUACAUGUCCCAGUUUUGUCAGGCAUUGUUUUUUUUUUUUUUUUAAACAGUCUCUCAAUGAAUAGUUCACUGUUAAUUAUCACACAUGAAGUGCCUUCUUUUAACUAGUCAUAGGUGGCAAUUUCUUUUUUUUAAAUUUGUUUUAUUUUUUAACUCGUUCAUACACUUCUGUAAUUGCAUAACGUUUUCAUAGACUUAGAUUAUGCUAGGUCUGAAGGGAUUUUUAAAAACUGUUUUUACUGUUCAAAGCAUAUUUAGUCUCGUCUUGGUUGGAAAGAGUUUGGCUUUUAAAAACUGUUUUUACUGUUCAAAGCAUAUUUAGUCUCGUCUUGGUUGGAAAGAGUUUGGCUCUUGUUUGUAUGCAGGCCCAACUUUGUAAGGUGGCUGAUAAACUAACUGGCAUAUUGCAUUUUCACACAUUCAAUUGCACUGCGGUCACUACUUUUGAUAGAAACUGCAAUGAACAGAAUGUGUAUGAUGUCCACUUUUUAAAAAUGUCUCCUUGUCCAAGUGGUGGUGCUCACUGAAGCUUUACCUUUCUAAUUACUUUUCAAGUUUAACCUCUGCUUGAAUAACCCAUACGGGUUAGUUCUUCUACCAUGUAAAAUGGCCUAAUACUAUGAUUUGUUGCGACUGUUUAAUAUUUAACUUAAAUGUUUUUAUGACUGUCAUAACAUUU
This is a messenger RNA of Clupea harengus (Atlantic herring), 2034 nucleotides long. RefSeq names its product claudin 7b (gene cldn7b). Gene Ontology annotation, cellular component: membrane; bicellular tight junction. Gene Ontology annotation, molecular function: structural molecule activity. The record is from RefSeq and is a predicted model, not a curated record. NCBI's taxonomy places the organism in Eukaryota, Metazoa, Chordata, Actinopteri, Clupeiformes, Clupeidae.